Molecule: messenger RNA, 438 nt
Organism: Bipolaris sorokiniana ND90Pr
Lineage: Eukaryota; Fungi; Ascomycota; Dothideomycetes; Pleosporales; Pleosporaceae
Exons: 1
Coding region: 31-231 (66 amino acids)
Source: RefSeq, a predicted model, not a curated record
UGCGUGAAAACUCUGCUCAAAACAGUCAACAUGACAGACCAUGUUCAUGCUUGCUCCUUGGCCUACUCUACUACACUCUUCCUCCGCCUGCCGCGCAGAGCGAGCGAGCCACCCACCCACACGCUGCUGUCAUCAUCAUGCCCACUGCCCACGCCCCAUCCUUCCAUCCAACCACACCCGCCGCUUGCGCCCUCAUCCGUCACCCGACGUGCCCUCUCGUCUGUUUCGUGAGCCUGGCUUGGCCCUCUAGCUCUCGACCUCAUGGUGUCAUCUGUCCAGCUUCCGCCUCUCCCCUCGCCUCUCCCACCUGUGCACGAGUCAUCUCACCGCUCCCUGCCCGCACCAGGCUUCCCUGUCUAACCCGCCCUCUGCCCACUCCCUCUCUCGUCGACGCUACCACCCCAUCGUCACUCCAUCUGCCUGCAAUCGGCCUUUGUG